ACCACAAUCACAAUGAAUUCAGGAUCAGUAAGUUCAAAGUUUGUGCAAGGUGUAGACAGUAAUAUAUGACGCCAAUUGAAUUUGACAGUAAAUGACCGGUCAUUUAUGGCUUUUGUUUUGACCAUCGUGAUUCGUGACCAGUCAGAUACAGUCAAUUUACAUCUCUAGUUGUACGAAGUACUUGUUUACGUGUUGAUAAAAUGUUAUUAUUACUUUAGUUAUGUUUUGGUUUUAGAAUCUCCACUUAAAAAUGGUGUCAGCUUUUGCAUUCUGUAAUGCCUUAAAAGCAGGCGCUAGCGAUCCAACGCUUCGUGUCUUCGGCGGCAGACCCGCGUAUCCAUUCGAAUACCCAUAUGUCGUAAGAAUGGAAAUUCAAGGCAAAGUCAAGCUGCAAGACAGUUACAAGGGCCUGUCUAUUCACGUGUGCACCGCGUCUGUGCUGAGCCUCGUUUGGACGCUGACAGCGGGGCAUUGCAUUGACGGUGCUGACUAUAUGAUAGCUCACCAUUUGCUUGAAUCGGAAUUGAUAAGUUUAGUCAUCAGAUAUGGGUCAACAGAAAACAGUUUUAGUGCCGUCAUCGCUACAGUAAAUCAUCCAACGUAUAAGUUUAUUAAUAUAAAAACAAGCCAAUUAUUACGUAACGAUGUCGGGCUACUGAAGACUAUGCCAAUAAAACUUGACUGGUACGGCAAGCUGAGCGCAAUGGAGUACCCCUCUCUGAUGGGACAAGCGUCUGUCGCGGUCGGAUAAGGCCUCACUAAGGCGGGCAACCAAGUGGACACUACGUUGAAGCUUGGUCAGCCGCUGCAAGUCUUGGACGUUCUUAUCCAAAAAUGCCCGAAGAUUGACCUGACGUAUACUUAUCCAAACAUGUGUAUUAGCAG
Ostrinia furnacalis (Asian corn borer) is the source of this 885-nucleotide messenger RNA. RefSeq names its product trypsin-1-like. Bases 251 to 751 code for a protein of 166 amino acids. NCBI's taxonomy places the organism in Eukaryota, Metazoa, Arthropoda, Insecta, Lepidoptera, Crambidae. Gene Ontology annotation, biological process: proteolysis. The record is from RefSeq and is a predicted model, not a curated record. The transcript has a single exon. Gene Ontology annotation, molecular function: serine-type endopeptidase activity.